AUGGCGGUUCAGUCGCGUUUGCGUCCCGCCUUGGAGUCGGCCAAGAUGGCGGCUUUGAGUCGCCUCUUGAACUUUAUCUCGUUCUAUUCGAGCAAUUAUAAUUCGAUUCAGAGGGUCCUUCGGGUUGUGUAUAUGGUGGGUGUGACAUUUGGCCUGCUGCAUAUGUUCUGGCCACGUAAACGCUCGGCCAAGGCCAAGGAAGCUGAUAAGGCCAAGCCUUCGUCAAACAUGCAGCGCAAGAAAGUGACGCUCGACCAUGUUUUCUACGCCCGGCUGUUCCGCCUGCUCCGUAUCAUCUUCCCAACCUGGCGCUCGAAGCAGACAGGCUACCUGUUUGGUCUUUCGGCGACGCUACUUAUCCGUACACUUAUUUCACUGUACGUGGCUGAGCUGGAUGGCCGUAUCGUCUCUUCGCUUGUGCGUGGUGAUAAGCGCAUGUUCUUCUUGCGUGUGAUCGCCUGGAUGGGCAUUGCCGUGCCGGCGGUGUUGGUGAACAGUCUGAUCUCGUUCUUCGUGAACUCGCUAGCUCUCUCGAUCCGUACGCGCUUGACGAGCAUUAUCCAGCACAAGUACUUGCAGAACCUGACGUUCUACAAGCUUACGAAUUUGGAUGACCGCAUCCGAAACGCGGAUCAACUAAUCACAGUGGAUGUGCAGAAAUUCAGUCGCGCUAUUGCGUUGCUAUACGGUAACAUCUUCAUGCCAUUGAUUGAUUCCAUUGUGUACAACUUCCGUCUUAGCCAGACGGUCGGUAUUGAGAUGCUGAUGGUUACUACAGCGAUUAUUCGCUUGACCACGAUGCUCGUGAAGAUGCUCACCCCACCGUUUGGUCAGUACACUGCGAUGGAACAGCAACUAGAGGGUGAAUACCGCUUCGGUCACGCCCGUCUUCUGGAGAAUGCUGAGGAGGUGGCCUUCUACCGCGGUCAGAGCCUCGAGAAACGCCACAUUGACCGCUCCUACUUCUCUCUGUUGAAGCACAUCAACCGUGUGUUGCAUAUCCGAAUUGGCCACGGUAUGAUGGAAGAAGGUGUGAUCAAGUGGCUGUGGGGUGCCAUUGGUCUGGUCAUUUGCUCAGGCCCUGUGUUCUUCAAGAUCCCUGGCUUCGCUGUGGGCGGUGGCCGCAAAGCCGACAUGGGCUCGCGUACGGAGGUGUUCGUGACCAACCGCCGCUUGCUGCUCUCGUCGUCGGAUGCCGUGGGUCGUGUGAUGCUCAGCUACAAGGAAAUGUCGGAGCUGGCCGGCUACACGUCUCGUCUUACAGAGUUACUUGAGGUCAUGGAUGACCUGGAGAAGGGUCAUGCGAAGAAGCGCCUGGUCUCCUCGUCGGGUGAUGAGGCGAUUGCCAAGAAGAAGGAGAUCUUCUCGCGCCGUGGAGAAAUUAACGAGGACAGCGAUGAAGUCGUGUUUGACCAGGUACCCAUUGUCAGCCCGAACGGUGAUGUUCUGCUGCAGAAGCUCAGCUUCCACAUCAAGCCAGGUCAGCACUUGUUGAUUAUUGGUCCGAACGGUUGUGGUAAGAGCAGUAUGUUCCGUAUCCUUGGUGGUCUGUGGCCUGUGUAUGGUGGCAAGGUCUCGAAGCCCUCGAACAAGGAGUUCACCUAUAUUCCUCAGCGCCCCUACCUGUCGCUCGGUACGCUUCGUGACCAGGUGACCUACCCCGACACGGUCGAGGAGAUGCAUGCGAAAGGCGUCACGGACGAGGACCUGCUGCAGAUUCUCAAGCUGCUGCAGAUCGACGGUAUUGUAGAACGUGAAGGCGGCUGGGACGUAAAGCGCGAGUGGCGUGAUGCCCUUAGCGGUGGUGACAAGCAGCGUAUUGCUAUGGCGCGCUUGUUCUACCAAAAGCCCAAGUAUGCUAUCCUUGACGAGUGCACGAGUGCGGUGACGCUGGAGGUGGAGAAGAUCAUGUAUGACCAUGCGACGGAGCUCGGCAUUACGAUGCUCACAGUGUCGCACCGCUCCUCGCUGUGGAAGUACCACUCGCAUGUACUGCAGUACGAUGGUCAGGGUGGUUACGUGUUCACGGAGUUGGAUGCUGACAAGCGCCUGAAGCUCCAAGAAGAGAAGCAGGCCAUCGAGCAGAAGCUUCUUCUGCUGCCCAAAUGGCAGGAGCGUCUCAAGGAGCUGGAGAACAUUGUGGAGCUGCGUCACCAGCAUCACAAGACGGAAUCGGUCCCCGCGAUGCCCAAGACGCAAGAGCCCGUGACCCCGGCGGAGGCACCUGCCCCCACCCCGGCCGCGCAGGCGUCCACCACGCCCGCUUCUGAAAAGCCAAAGGAGACAUCGACGCCCAAGACGCAAGAGCCCGUGACCCCGGCGGAGGCACCUGCCCCUACCCCGGCCGCGCAGGCGUCUACUACGCCCGCUUCUGAAAAGCCAAAGGAGGCAUCGACGCCCAAGUCGAAGAAGAACAAGAAGAAGUCGGCUCCUUCGGAGACGGCGCAGCCCAAGGCCCAAACGCUGGCUGAGCUUAAGGCAGAAGACGAAGCCCGCGUCAACGCGGCUGGUACUGAGCAGACCCAAGCUGCGCCUGCACUGGACAUGGCAUCGCUGAAGUCCACCAAGAAGGCGUAG
Molecule: messenger RNA, 2577 nt
Organism: Malassezia pachydermatis
Lineage: Eukaryota; Fungi; Basidiomycota; Malasseziomycetes; Malasseziales; Malasseziaceae
Product: atp-binding subfamily d member 2
Exons: 1
Coding region: 1-2577 (858 amino acids)
Biological process (GO): long-chain fatty acid import into peroxisome; very long-chain fatty acid catabolic process; peroxisome organization
Cellular component (GO): peroxisomal membrane
Molecular function (GO): long-chain fatty acid transmembrane transporter activity; ABC-type transporter activity; ATP hydrolysis activity
Source: RefSeq, a predicted model, not a curated record